CAAAGGCUUUUAUUAGGCUUUUAUUAAAUCAAAAAAGUUUCUGUCGGUUUACAAAUAAGGAAAGAAGCGGUGAAAGCUAAUUCACCGAAAAAGUAGAAGUUGGCUAGAAGAAGAAAUAAAACCCUAAUUUUAGCCGCCAAGAGUGUGUGUGGUUGAUUUCGGAUUCCUUUCUUGGAGCUCUCCUUUCUCUUUAUAUAGUUGAUCUCCGUCCAUGAUUACCCUAGGUCGCUCUAUUUCAUGGGCCUAGGUCCGUCGGGCUGAACGUUCAGGCCGUCGAGCUUGAGGCACUAAGUACUUUUAGUCGCUUGCUUCAGUCGGUUAAAAGUAGUCACGAACCGAGCUGUCUUUUCGUUGCUUAGCUCCAAGAGCCGAGCUGACACCGAAUUGUGAUGGGCCGGACCUACUAUCUGAUGGGCCCAAUAGAGAGAUGUAAUCCACCUCCUACAAACUCUUGGUUAAAUAAGCCAAGAAGCAUAACUUUUCCACGUGCGCUUGCCAGUGAAGACCAGCGUCAAACCCUUACAAAAACAUGGACAACUUUGGCUAUGCACCACCACCUAUAAUAAGUCUAUUUAUAUAUGAAAACCAAAUAACCUAUGAACUAUUAAAAAUUAUCAAGAUAAUUUUAACUAAUUAAAAUAAAUACCAAACCAAAUAAUAAAUUAGAUACUUAUGCUAUUUGGAUCAAAUAUCUAUCUGCAUCAUUAUAUCAUAAUGCACUGCAUCUCUGAAUUUGCAAAGUAGUUCAUAGGAUAUAAUUUGAAUUAUAUCAAUCUUGAGUGAGGAUUCCUGAUUACGGAUGGUGGUUGAUUCAAUCACCGAAGAAAUAAGGUAAGUAGAUUUUCGUAUUGAAAAUCUUGUCGGAUAUCAAAUUUAAAAUUGACCCGACUCAGACACCCACCAUACAAAAAAUCAUGCUCCGUUCGGAUUAUUGACAUGAUUCUUACCCGACCCAUACCGUUUUUAUCGGAUCGUGUUCUGUUCCAGGUUAUUGGUUCGGUCCAUUUGAUUAGGCCUAGAACAAAAUCCAGAUAAAAACAAAUUCCGAAAAACUAUGCCAAAAGAAAACAAACAAAACAAUAGUCAAGUAGAACUAUUUAAAAUAUCUCAGAAUUAUUGACUGACCAGAGAGGCAAAGAUCAGAGAGUGAUGUUUAAACGGGACAAAAGACGACGACUUGAAUAGUCACUCCGGUCUUCUUCCCUAUCCUUCCACCAAUAAUUCCAAUUCUAUGUUUCUCCUUCAAUCUCAUCUUCUUCCUCGAAAUCCUGUUCACAUGCAUCAACCACACACGUAUCUUCAUAUAUUUACCAACAUCGAGUUGGUCCAGUGGUAAAGGGGUUGCGGCUGUAAUUUCCGCCACCCGGGUUCGAUCACGCUGGGAGAGACUAUUUACAAUGCUUGGGUUCCCGGCAAAGACGUGAAAACACCUUUUUUUUUUUUUUACCAAAAAAAAAAAGUUGACAGAUCGAUGCAGAUGAAUUCUUGGCGCUUCCGUUCAUUACCAAUAUCCGCAGUUGCAGUCCUCAGUACUAGUAACAAAUCAUCUUUUCUUAAAUUAUUAUUGUCAGUCAUUUGUAAGAUUCAUAAUUCCUAAUUAUGACUUGUAUUGUUUCCCGUGUGUGGCUCUUAAAUUUUCUGUGGCUCUUAAUUUUCGAAAAUUUCAUUGUAAAAGGAGUAAAACCAAAUUUGUGGAAAGUUGGCUAUUCAACACAAAGCCUUUCACUCUCUUGCUUUAACGUGAAUAACACGUCUCGUACAAAGACUAAAUAAAAAAUUGACAAUUCAACACAAAAGAAGAGAAAUGGUGAUGCAAGCUGGGUGGAUUUGGAUCACUGUAUCUGUGUAUAUAUAAGGGAAUGAGCAUGAAACCAUGUUGCCAUCACAAUUUCUUUUUUCCUUUGUACUUCUUCUUCAUUAUUGAUAUUCAAGAAGAAGGAAAAUCUCUAGGAACUUAAUGAGUACCAUUCUUACUACUCUUUCUUUUCUCUUCUUUUUCAAUUUUAACUUUCAAGACGUGUUUGCAGUUCCUUCUACUCAUUUGUGCCACCCGGAACAAAGAGUUGCACUUCUUGAGAUCAAGAAAGAGCUUGAGAUUAGUGAAUCUUCUUGUCAAGGUUACAUUAAUGAAAAUGGUAUUGUUAGCCCUUAUCCGAAGACGGAGUCUUGGAAAAAUAACACCGACUGUUGUUAUUGGGAUGGUAUCACGUGUGAUGCCAAGACCGGGAAAGUGAUAGAGCUAAACCUCACUUCCAGCUGCCUCUACGGCAGGUUUCAUUCUAAUACCCUUCAAAAUCUUGGCUUCCUAAUCGUUCUAGACCUUUCGUUUAAUGAGUUAUAUGGUCAAAUCUUGCCUUCAGUAGCAAAACUUUCACAUCUCACAUCCUUCGAUAUUUCUAAUAAUAAGUUUUCGGGUCAGAUUCCAUAUUCAAUUGGAAACCUUUCACGUCUAGCCGCUCUUGAUAUCUCUGGUAACAAUUUUGUUGGUGAAAUCCCAUCUACUUUUGGCCGUUUGAACCAGUUGACCUACUUACGUGUUGGUUCCAACAAGCUUAGUGGUAACUUUCCUAUUGCAAUACUAAAUUUGACAAAUCUGUCAGUUUUAUCACUCUACUACAAUCAAUUCACAGGAACUCUUCCUCCAAAUAUCACUUCACUCCCCGACUUGGAGUACCUUUAUGCAGAUAACAACGAUUUCGUUGGAACCCUCCAUUAUUCUCUCUCCACCAUCCCUUCUGUGACGAAUAAUCAACUCGAUGGCCCUUUACUUUUACCAUCUAAGCUACUAGGGUUAAGUCUUGGCAGUAAUAGAUUCAGAGGCCCGAUCCCAAUAUCCAUUUCCAAAUUAGUGAAUCUUCAGGUGCUUGACAUGUCCCAUUGGAACACCCAAGGUCCAGUUGAUUUCAAUAUCUUUUCGCAUCUCAAAUCGCUCAUAACUCUGGACUUAUCCUAUUUGAACACCACCACCAAGAUUGACUUGACUGCAAUCUCAUAAUUUUCCAAGUCGCUCGAUACAUUAGAUCUCUCAGGAAACCAUGUUUUAGCCACAAACAAAAGUUCAGUUUCUGAUCCUCCUUCGAAGGUUAUAAGGCAAUUAUUAUUGCAAGGCUGUGGUAUUACCGAAUUUCCGGAGCUUCUAAGAACUCAGCAGAAUAUGGCAUUUCUUAAAAUUUCUAACAACAAAAUCAAAGGUCAAGUGCCUAGCUGGUUAUGGACGUUACCAAAACUGUGGUACGUGGAUCUUUCCAACAACAAUUUCAUUGGUAUGGAAAGAUCUAUCAAACAUGGAGUAUCCUCGAACAUUGUGACUCUAGACAUUUCCAACAACGAAAUCAAAGGUUAUGGAUGUUCCCAAAUCUAGAGUACUUGAUUUUUUCCUACAACAAAAUUAACGGUCAAGUUCCUGGCUGGUUAUGGAAGCUAUCAAGUCUGUCGUCUCUGGAUCUCUCCUACAAUAAUCUUAUUGGAUUUGAAAGAUCUACGAAACAUGGACUAUCCCCUGAGCUACAAAUUCUAGACAUUUCUAACAACAAAAUCAAAGGUCAAGUACCUGGCUGGUUAUGGACGCUUCCAAGCCUGUAUAACCUGGAUUUUUCCAACAAUAAUUUCAUCAGUUUCGGAAGAUCACGGAAACUUGGAAUAUCCUCUGCCUUGCAGUACUUCCAGAAACAAUUUCACUGGACAUAUUCCUUCGCUGGUAUGUGAGUUGCGCUCUCUAAUCAUUCUCGAUUUAUCAGUCAACGACUUCAAUGGAUCAAUCCCUCAUUGUUUGCAAAAUCUGAAGAAAAGUCUUUCAUAUCUCAACCCUCGUCAUAAUAAUCUUAGUGGACGUCUACCGGGGAAUGUGAUUGAAAGUCUAAAGUCUAUAGACGUCGGUUAUAACCAACUGGUGGGGAAGCUUCCUAGAUCUUUGAUGAAUUUCUCCUCGCUCGAAGUUUUAAAUGUGGAAAGCAGCAGAAUCAACAACGUGUUUCCAUUAUGGUUGAGUUCUCUACAAAAUUUGCAAAUUCUUAUCUUACGAUCUAAUGAAUUCAAUGGACCGAUACAUCAAGCCUCGUUCAGUAAAUUGCAAAUCGUCGAUAUAUCAUACAAUCAAUUCAGUGGGACUCUACCAUCAGAUUAUUUUGUGGGUUGGAGUGCAAUGUCAUCCCUUGGGACAAACAAAGAUCAGUCGGCUGAAAAGUACAUGGGAGAUAAAUCAUCAGGUUAUUACCAGGAUUCAAUAGUUUUGAAAAAUAAAGGAAGGGAGAUUGAGAUUGUACGUAUCCUAAAAGUCCUCACAGCACUCGACUUCUCCCAAAACAGAUUUGAAGGAGAGAUUCCAGAAUCCGUCGGCUUACUGAAAGAGCUUCGUUCACUCAGCAUGUCAAACAAUGCCUUCACUGGACACAUCCCCUCAUCGAUGGGGAAUCUGACAUCUCUCGAGUCACUUGACGUCUCUCAAAACAAGCUUUCAGGUGAAAUUCCGCAAGAGCUAGGAACUCUCUCAUUCCUUUCCUACAUGAAUUUCUCCAA
This is a messenger RNA of Brassica napus (rape), 4515 nucleotides long. Its product is annotated as receptor-like protein 33. Lineage: Eukaryota; Viridiplantae; Streptophyta; Magnoliopsida; Brassicales; Brassicaceae. Gene Ontology annotation, molecular function: protein binding. The record is from RefSeq and is a predicted model, not a curated record. Bases 1958 to 2995 code for a protein of 345 amino acids. The transcript has 2 exons.